AAAUGUGCAUUAGGUACUCAGUUGUAUUUGAGUGUCCAUAGCGGUAGGGUAUCGAAAUAACUGUUGACCUUUUUUUUUUAUGUUCUGGUGAUGUUUCAAAUGGUAAUGUUUGAAAGUCCCCUCUCUAAUUGCAAUUGUAUGACACUCUGGUAUGUGUAUAAUUAUUUGAAUGGCUUGAAUUGAAAGUUGUCCUGUGAGCCUAAAAGAGAGCAUCACAAGAUCAGGAGGACAUCCUGACAAGAUUUAAGGUGGUGCAUGGACGGUGUACCAGGUGGAAAUGUCGUAAAGUUGGUGACAAGACAAUUUGCUUCAACUGUGUGCAGAACUGUUGCUCUUUUCAAUGACACCCUGAUAAGCAUUUCCAUGGUGCACCACCCACCACCUUAAUUAAAUCUUGUGAAUAAGCUGAUGCUCUCUUAAGGCUCCAGGACAUCUUUCAAUUCAAAAUACAGAUACCUGCACAAGUACAAUAAUAAAAGUAAUAAUAAAAUUAAUAGUAAAAGUCAGCAGUUGACUUCCAUAUAUGGAAGUCAUUGCUGUGUCUGCUUAGCCCUGUUACAAGAACUCUGCAAAACCCUGUACCCAAAAUAUUAUAGUCAGCAGUUGACUUCCAUAUAUGGAAGUCUUUGCAGUGUCUGUUUAGCCCUGUUGCAAGGAUUUUGCAAAACCCUGUACAAGAACUCUGCAAAACCCUGUACCCAAAAUAUUAUAGUCAGCAGUUGACUUCCAUAUAUGGAAGUCUUUGCAGUGUCUGUUUAGCCCUGUUGCAAGGAUUUUGCAAAACCCUGUAUGACAAUUAAGUACAUAAUUGUAAUACAAAGCACUGUGCAAUCUCAGAAAAUAUUAAUGCGCCUCGGUAAAAUUGUAAUUAUUAAUAAUUAUAUGCUCCUCAGGCUGACUAACAGUAUAUAUAUAUAUACAGCUAAGAAACCUAUAUUAUAACACUUGGUCAACUAAUAAUAUUAUACAUAAUGACAAUACUGAUGUUCCUGCCAUUUAUUAUGAUGUGUGUGUGUGUGAAAUCUAUGUGAAGUUUAGGGUACGUACACCAUCCCAUAGUAAAUAUGGUGGUUGUUUUUAUGUGUGUGUACUCAGAGGAGGAGGUCCGACACGAGUACCUCGAUUAGGUUUAAUUAGUCACGUGUAACAAUGAUUUCACUGUUGAAUUUUGCACGUGACCAAGCCUAGUCAAGCCUAAUCAAGGUACUCGUAUCGUACCUCCUCUGGUGUAUACCAGAGGAGGUACGACAGGCGCGGUGCAGCUUAGGCAAUUAGCCCACUCGCCCACGCCCCGCCCACGUCGUAUGUUUUUGCUGAGAGUAAUCAGAGGCUAAUUGCUUGAGCUGCAUUACGCCUGUCGGACCUCCUCUGGUGUGUACUAUAGACUACUGGUAUAUGUGUGUGUGUGAAUCAGUGAUCAUAGGAUAAUAAUUAUACUGAUUUAUGAUUAGAUAACUGUGCAUGUGUCCAAAUAAUGGGCUUCCUGGAAAUGAAUCACAUGAUAUCAGCUAGAAAUUUUUAACAAUGGAGUCUCCUGAAGAUUGUGGGCAAGUCAAACCUCAACAAACUCACAAGAACACUACUAUUGAAUCUGUUGGCUAUUAUGACAUCAUGAUCAUUGGUCGAUCUGGCAUGGGUAAGACCACUACUGCGGACAAGAUUCUCAUAGCCAAUCCUGAGGGUAUCGAUUAUCAAUCUAAAUAUCCCUCACGAAUAGAUGAAGCACUGGAUAUCGACCAUUACAAUCAGAUUAUGAAACUUCAAGACCUAUGCAUGUGGCAAAUCCCCAAUGACCUACAAAGGGUUGACACGCGAAUGAAAAAGCUCGCUUCCUAUAGAACCUUGAUAGACCAUCCGGCUCACUUGAGUAUCAACGAAGCCCGCAAGGAAGUCAACGAAAGAACGCUCAAGUCUGAGCUAUUCUCCAAUGAGACCACCAAAGUUCGGGUGCUCGAUGUUCGUGGUUUUUUUAGUCCCGUCUCCAAUGUGCAAAUUAGAACAAGUUCACCGAAUUGCCAACAUCCAUCCACUGCAAGGGCAUUGAAUAUUGAUUCUUCUCAUUUGGGAACCAUGAGAAACAUCCUUCACAUUCAAGCAGCCAUGUCAAUGAAGUUCGCACGAGUUCUCUAUUUUCUGCCUUCCCGUGAUACCCUCGAGGAUUCAAGUGCUGAUUUGCAACCAGAACUUGAACUAAUGUUUUACUACUUUGGACGAGCAAUAUUUGAUACAAUGGUCAUUGUGGCCACCCUGGGGCCAGUUAGCUACAAGAUGUUUAAACAUGCCGAAGUCACGUUCCCAGACGAUGAAUUGGAGAGAUCUCAAGUUGCCUUUCAAGCAGCUCUUAAAAAGUUUAUACCUGUAGAUACGCCUAAUCCUCCCAUCAUCUUUGUUUCUCUAAACGAGUCUUGCGAAUCGAUUCUCGAGAAGGUGAAACAAACUGAAGUUGCUUAUGACAGUCUUCGGCUUCAGCUAAAAUCCACUGUUUGUGCUCGAUGCUCGGUUACUAUUGGAGAACAGAAAGGAGAAAGAGUCGCCACUACAUCUUGCUCCGAUUGGUCGCAAUCAAUCAUAUACGAGGAUUCCCAAUGCCACCCCUUGAUGGUGCCCAAGUACACAACACUGCAGAAAAUUGCUGGAGGCAUUUCAUAUACUGUGAAGACCGUUGCUAAGGGUGAACCUUGGAAUUGGCCUGAUUUCAGUGUGGAGGAAUGUGCUGCGUGUGGUCGCCCUCCAGGUAGCCAUGGCUGUACAAAGAUAUUUACUGAGUAUGUUAUAGAUGGCGAAACUUACGUGAUCGAUCACAAUAACAAAGUGGAAGAAAAUGCUUUCAAUCAUCAAAAGCUGUUUCAAGAAGACUCGGGUAUACCGACUGACUCUCCCUCACCCGAGCCCCCCAAUCCAGACGACAUUCCUUCCCCCGACUCUGAUGGAGGAAGAAGAGUUCAAUCAGACGCUCUAGUUUCGGUUUUUCAACGUAAACAGCACACAAUUCGUCCCAGUGUUAGCCUCAGCAGGAUUUCAACAACCCGGACUGAUGCGAGAUUGAUAGCACCGACCCCGCGUCCCAGAACUAAGUUGAAUAAAUCAACAAAUGCGAUUGAGAUAGUCUCUAACCCCCAGCCCAGUAUCAGUGCCGCUAGUAUGUACAGUGAAAAGGGAUACAGACAGAGUGAGGAGAAUGCUCCCUCGGAAGUUGAUAUUGAGGAACGUGUUUUUAAGCAACAAGUAACUGUUGAUGUUGAACAGCAAAGGGUAGAUACUUCCUCUGGGAUACAUGAUCUUUCGAGUCAGUCGGACAGAAAAGAAACAUAAAAAUAAUAUAAUUAUGUCGUUUUUUAAUUACAUGUUAUUGUGUAUCACUUAAAUUACGUUAUUUAUUGACUGUGCAAAAUACUAUAAUUGUGUGCGCUAUGAAUAAUGAUAAUUUAUAUUGUAUUUCCUGUGUGCUAUAGAGGUCACAUUAAUUAAGAAGUUGCUUUGUUGAAGCAAUUAAUGGCUGAGGCAGAGAGUGACAGCCUAAGCCCUACAAGAUGUGGGGGACAUAGUAUUGUCACCCAAGAAGAAGGGCAGGAAGACCCAUCCAUCAAGGCCAUGGGCUACUUCGACAUCAUGAUCCUGGGUUUGACCGGCCAAGGCAAAACUACGACUGCUGACAAGUUGCUCAUAGCCAAUCCAGAUCAUAUAGACUAUGCACAUGCGUACCCUUCAAGUGCACAUGGUGGUGGACAAGCUUCUGUACUGCCUAAAGCCGCAGAAGCUAGAUAUCAAGAUCUCUCAAUGUGGCUCAUUCCCAGCGACCAAUUUUCCUUAGAACGAAUUUCAACUCGAAUGAAGAAUCUUGCGUUUUAUCGAAUCUUACAAGACCCUCACCUAGAAGUGAAUGCUGCCCAUGAUAAUAAUAUGAGAGUGACUGAGAGGACUUUGAAAUGUGAGCUGUUUUCGAAUGAGAAAACAAAAGUUCGAGUGCUGGAUGUGCCGGGAUUCUUUGGGGCAAUGACAGCUGAGCAAUUUCAAGCUAACGUACCCGAGGGCCGUUCCCCAACCACUACGACUAGUAUCAUGGAAGACACGCAUGCCACCCAUAUUCGUUCCAUGAGGAGAAUUCUUCACACUCAGACUAUAAUGAAAAUGAAGUUCAAUCGCAUCCUCUACUUUCUCCCCUGCAGGGGGCCAUUGUCUAUCAUUAGCGCUGCUCUCCAGCAAGAGCUGCAGCUCCUAGUGUACUAUUUUGGAAGGCACAUAUUUGAUACUAUUGUGCUUGUUGCUACUCUAGACGGAGUUACCUACAAUAUUGUCCCGGAAGGUAUUGAUGUGAUAUUCCCAGUAGAGAGGCUCGAAAGCUCAAGGAGACGGUUUCACGAAGCUCUAAAAAUAUUUAUUCCUGAAGACACACCAAAUCCUCCUAUCAUCUUUAUUUCACUUCGAGAGACGUGCGAAUCGAUUCUUGAAAAGGUGAAAGCGACUCAAGUCAUCCAAGAAGGCCUACAACUAGAGUUAAACCCCACGCUUUGCUCUCGAUGUGGUGUAACCAUUGGAGAGAAAAAUGGAGAGAGAUUAGUUGCCGUAAAGAGAUAUGGAUGGCUUAAAAAUGUGUCUGGUGGUUUUGAUUGGUCGGACGCCAUCCCGUAUGAGCACUCUCGUUGUCACCCUGUUUUAGUGCCUAGGUUCAAUCGUGGACAGAAGCUUACCGAGGGUAUUGCUUACACCAUACGAGCUGUUGUUCAUCGCGAGUGGAAUUGGCCUGAUUUGAACGUCGAAAAAUGCCUCAAUUGUAAUGCUAUACCUGGUACUGAGGGCUGUUUGAAGGUUGGCUCAAAAUAUAAAGAAAAACUGGUCGACCAUACAAACCGAGUUGAGGGCUAUGCCCAUCGUGAAUUGAACCAAAGGCAAUCGAAAACUUCAGGUCCUUCUGAGAGCAAUUCUGAGUCCAAAGAAGAUUCUAUUGGCAGUGUGAACGGAAUCGAGAGGCUGCCAGUUAUCGAGCAGCAGAGUUCAGAUGCGAGUUUGGCUAGCGAGGGAUCUGUAUUUGGUCAAGAAGGAGAUAACAAUCCGUCGAUUUUAUCAGAGUCUUCAGAAGGUUUUAUUACGAGAGAAGUGAGCGUGUACAUUGAACCGGAACACAGCCCUCAAGCUUCUAUGAGGUUGAACUAUGGGAACAAAGAUGAGCAAAGGCGCUCUCCAGAGACAGAGUCGAACGAAUCUGAAAAGAAAGGAACAUGAACAAUUAUCUAUUGUGUGUGUGUGUGUGCGUGUGUGCUAUCUAUUUUUGAUUUUCUUAUUUUUAUAAUAACCGAACAUGAUGUAGUAGUGGCAUAAUUAUGUGUGUGUUUGCUAUCUAUUUUGAACAAUGUUGUAUUGUCUAUUUUGACUUGAUUGCUUUCAUAAUAACCAAACGCUGAA
Halichondria panicea is the source of this 5400-nucleotide messenger RNA. RefSeq lists its product as uncharacterized. NCBI's taxonomy places the organism in Eukaryota, Metazoa, Porifera, Demospongiae, Suberitida, Halichondriidae. The transcript has a single exon. The record is from RefSeq and is a predicted model, not a curated record. Bases 1525 to 3312 code for a protein of 595 amino acids.